CCAUUGUAGAAUAAGUAACGAAGUAUUUCAACUGACAUAUCGCAUUUAAUUAUCCAAUUUCUGAAGUAAACAUGGAAAUACAGUGGAACAAAAAGAAUCUGGAACGUCCAGCGAUGAACAUAUGGAUCACAAGUAGAAAUUCGAUUGAUCUGUCUAAAUUCAUGUCAGCGUUAGAUGCUGCGAUCAAAGAUCUAAAUUCGCAAGACCUGUUGCACAUAGAAGCGGCGGUUUUGAGUCGAUUGAUAUACAGAAUGAAGAGUAAAUUUCGCAACGACAAGGGUAUGAAAAAUAUGGAGAAGGUGAACAGAGCCCUUCUAAAUUACCUAGAAAUAAACUUGCUAAAGGAGUUCACAGAUAUAAGAAACUGUGUCGAGAUUGACAGUCUCGCCAUCAACUUACCAACCAAGCAAAUGGUUGAAUACCUUUUAGUGAGAACUCAAGGCUUUGCCAAACUCAUGUGCCGAGUUGAAAGUGUCGCUCGAUCAGCCGCACGGUUUUUCAAUGCUAGAAUCACAAUUGGACAUGCUUGGACUAUUUCAGUCGUUGCCUAUGCCGUCAUAAGCAGAGUUUGGUUUUUGUCAAGGUACUUGCUCAAGAGAUGCUGUUCAUGGUACAAUAAUAUUUACGAACACAUCAAUCAGUUCGAGGAAAUCGGCCCUGCCUGGCUUCCUGAGAAUAGUGAGCUUCCAGAGAAUUUGAAAAACUGGCUUGAUUUACCAUGGCUCGAUCAAGUCACAGACAGUGUUCCAUUGAAGGAUGAUGGAAAGGAAACUAUAUUUGGCCUGAUAAAAGCGCAAAUUGACGAUCCAAACGAUUCAAAGCUUGAAGACCAAGACUUUGAAUCAUCCUCAAUGCUAAUUAAAGCCUCUGACGACAUACUGACAAUAGACAAUGAAAUUCCUAAACAUGAGAAUAAAGUUCCUGCAGUAAAAUAUAAAAUACCGUCAACCGCAGACGAUAUCGGAUUGUCAAUAGAUCGUGAAACCUUUGAACAGAAUCGCAGCACAGAAGUUGAAAAUGCUGGGAAAAAAGUAAAGAAGAAAUCAAAGUUGAAGAGAAAAAUUGAAAACGUAUCAUCUCCAGAAAGAAAUUCACAAAAUCGUGAAAGCACGUCGGUAAAAUCCAAGUCGAAAAAGUUGGAGCUAACCGAAAUGGCUGUAGAUAUUUCUGCACCAAUUUCUAAAAAGCAGAAAAGAAAGAUUCGCAAAUCUCAGGCAAAAAAAUUAUUCGAACUAUCGUCUAAGAGUGUGAAUAAAAUGAAAAGACGAGAAGAAAGAGCAAAGCUAAAGAAUCUUCAAAAGAAACUGAAAAAACAAACUAAAUCUGACAAUUCGAACGGGAUAAAGAAAACAAUACUGAUUGAAAAAUCUAGUCGUCGUAAAGAAAAUUUAAUAACUAAAGUAGAGUAGACUCAUCUUUACAUCUGAUCUUUGACGAUGUGUGAUAUUUGUAUCUCGACUGAAAUGCAUAACUGAAAUAUUGUAAUUUCCAAAUUUUAAUCUAGAAUAGUAAAGUUUCCUGAAAUAUCGCACAUUUCUGCAUAACUUCUCAAGAAACUGAUAUUUUCCUUCGAAACUGUUUCGAGAAAACUCUGGAUUAUUUUGGAAAAACGCUUGGAUUACUUUUUAAAAACAAUUUCGACGUAUCAACCACUAUGCCCGAUUGGGAAUGAUGUAGAUAAUUUGGUAAGUCAAGCACACAAAUUUAUUUUCGACCGAUCAUUACUGUGCCAACAACAUUUUUCUGAAUACGGAAAAACAACAACUUCGUGUAAUAAAUGAAUAAAAAUAAAACAUCUGUUAUACUUA
This is a messenger RNA of Neodiprion fabricii, 1808 nucleotides long. RefSeq lists its product as uncharacterized. Gene Ontology annotation, cellular component: nucleus. The transcript is spliced from 5 exons. The coding region runs from base 72 to 1409 and encodes 445 amino acids. Gene Ontology annotation, biological process: positive regulation of Notch signaling pathway. NCBI's taxonomy places the organism in Eukaryota, Metazoa, Arthropoda, Insecta, Hymenoptera, Diprionidae. The record is from RefSeq and is a predicted model, not a curated record.